Messenger RNA from Entrophospora sp. SA101, 141 nucleotides. The record is from the annotation of a GenBank genome assembly. Lineage: Eukaryota; Fungi; Glomeromycota; Glomeromycetes; Entrophosporales; Entrophosporaceae.
AUGACAGAGGGAAAUUUUGAGAAAUUAAUGAUAGGGAUAAGAGUAAUUGUAGCUGAACGAUUAGAAACUUCAUUGCUCUUGGAUGAUCUAUUAAGAGAUUUUACUUUUCCUGUUUCACAGGAGCUCAAUGCUUGUGCGGAG